AGAGAGAGAGAGAGAGAGAGAGAGAGAGAGAGAGAGAGAGAGAGAGAGAGCUAGCUGCUGACUCAGGACUUUCUCUCCUCCGUCCUCUGUCUCGGACUGAAGCGGCUGCAGAGACGUCAACGAGGCACAGCUAUGUUGGGUGUCCUCGUCCUUCUGUCCCUCAUCUCCCUGGUGGCCCUGGUGCCUCCUCCGAGUGCUCCCACUGUCCCCUGCAGACAGUGCUGUGAUGACCUGGAGCCAGCAGAGGGCAGCGGAGCCCAGCCCCCUACAGGAGGGUACAACCAUGUGCCGGAGGUCCGCACCUACAUCAACAUGACCAUCCUCAAAGGUGACAAAGGAGACCGUGGCGACAGAGGAACGCCAGGUAAAGCUGGACUAGAAGGCCCUCCAGGCUCCAGAGGUCCCAUGGGCCCAAAAGGCAGCAAGGGCCCGGCAGGUCCCUCGGGAGACCCCUGCAAAGUCCAGUACGCCGCCUUCUCCGUGGGCCGUCGCAAAUCCCUCCACAGCCUGGAGUCCUACCAGACGCUGGUGUUCGACACAGUCUUCGUCAACCUGGACGACCACUUCAACAUGUUCGAUGGGAAGUUCCUGUGCCACGUGCCGGGGGUCUAUUUCUUCAACGUCAACAUCCACACGUGGAACUUCAAAGAGACGUAUCUGCACAUCAUGCUCAACGACAGAGAGCAGGCUAUUGUUUACGCCCAGCCCAGCGACCGCUCCAUCAUGCAGAGCCAGAGCUUGAUGCUGGAGCUGGGCCUGAAGGACGAGGUGUGGAUCCGCCUGUACAAGAGGGAGAGGGAGAACGCCAUCUACAGCGAUGAUGUCGACGUCUACAUCACUUUCAAUGGAUACCUCAUCAAAGGCAGCACGGAGGGAAACUGAGGAGGAGACUCAGCUGCAUGGAAACAAAUUGAACUGACAUGGCAGCAGAAUGCCAUUCACUGUAAAAUAGGUCUCUCCUUCCUUUUUAUUAGAUUUUUUUUUUAAAGAGUUCAGAAUCUUCUGCAGUGGUGCUAAAGUCUAAAUGGUUGUCAGAGAAUAAGAAAUACUUAUUUGAAAUAAUGUGAAGGAAUAAACUUAAUACUCUCUGCACUCUCAGCAAAAUUGUCUGAAUUUUAAAAGCAGAUUAUUUCUCUUAUUUAGCUCUUUAUAAGCCAUAUUUACAAGCCGGACUCCAGAAUACUUGGGGCACUGCGUAAAACAUAAAUAAAAACAGAAUGCAUCAAAUUCAAAAUGACUGUAUAUAUUUACAAAAGCUUUCCACUUUGAGCAAAAAAAAUGUGUCUUUGUGCUGUAUUCAACCCAAAGUAGGUCCUAACGAAUUGGCAUUGCAUUAGUCGAUUUUUCACAGCAUGAAAAAAACUUUCUUGGGAAUCCGUGUUAUACAUUUCUUGUGAAUGAGAGUGUAAAGAAACUUUUUGACUUAUUGGUUUUAAAACGAAAUAAUCAGGGAUGUGGACUGUUAUUGAGUUUUGUGCAUGGUGCUAAAACAUGGUGCUAACUGAACUUUUAAGUAAGAUUUCAUGUAAUGGAUUAACUAAUGCUUUCUUGAUUGAAUAAUGUUUGGUGUAAAAAGUUUGCUAGAAAGACUCAAACAAUUUUCAGCCCCAAAAAAGCUUCAAUGUAGUUAUUUCAGUUUUCUUAUUAUCUGUACUAAUCACACUAAUGUUUGUACAUGGUUUUUACGAUAGUGUUUAUAGUGGAAAUAACGUUGGAUUGUACCAAAAGCUACAAACAGAAAGCAGUUCUUCACCUGAGGGAAGGAUACACAUGAUUUUAAACGCUUGUGUCAAUCCCACUUGUGGUCAAAACUUUCACAAUAAAACACGCUAAACAGACA
Molecule: messenger RNA, 1840 nt
Organism: Centropristis striata (black sea bass)
Lineage: Eukaryota; Metazoa; Chordata; Actinopteri; Perciformes; Serranidae
Product: complement C1q tumor necrosis factor-related protein 1-like
Exons: 3
Coding region: 133-882 (249 amino acids)
Molecular function (GO): protein binding
Source: RefSeq, a predicted model, not a curated record